Molecule: messenger RNA, 1696 nt
Organism: Larimichthys crocea (large yellow croaker)
Lineage: Eukaryota; Metazoa; Chordata; Actinopteri; Sciaenidae
Gene: psma2a
Product: proteasome 20S subunit alpha 2a
Exons: 8
Coding region: 113-817 (234 amino acids)
Biological process (GO): ubiquitin-dependent protein catabolic process
Cellular component (GO): proteasome core complex, alpha-subunit complex; proteasome core complex
Source: RefSeq, a predicted model, not a curated record
CUCAGUGACUGUUGUGGCAGCGGUCUAACUGAAGUGUGUGUAGGUGGCGGUAUACACCUUUAAGUGGAUUUACGAGUCCGCAGUCAACACGGAGAAGAAGAAGAAGAAGAAGAUGGCGGAACGAGGCUACAGUUUCUCCCUCACCACAUUUAGCCCCUCGGGUAAACUGGUCCAGAUUGAAUAUGCGCUGGCAGCUGUAGCAGCCGGAGCUCCGUCAGUGGGCAUCAAAGCUUCCAAUGGCGUUGUCCUGGCAACAGAGAAGAAACAAAAGUCCAUCCUGUACGAUGAGCAGAGUGUCCAUAAGGUGGAGCCUAUCACUAAACACAUAGGCAUGGUCUACAGCGGCAUGGGGCCUGACUACAGGGUUUUAGUGCGACGAGCCCGGAAGUUGGCACAACAGUACUUCCUGGUUUACCAAGAGCCAAUCCCUACAGGCCAGCUUGUCCAGAGAGUGGCCUCUGUAAUGCAGGAGUACACGCAGUCUGGUGGAGUGCGUCCGUUUGGCGUUUCAUUGCUGAUAGCUGGAUGGGAUGAGGACCACCCCUACCUGUUCCAGUCAGACCCCUCUGGUGCAUAUUUUGCAUGGAAAGCCACAGCCAUGGGAAAGAACUACGUUAAUGGAAAAACAUUCCUUGAAAAAAGGUAUAACAAUGAUCUGGAAUUGGAAGAUGCCAUCCACACAGCCAUCUUGACAUUGAAGGAGAGCUUUGAGGGUCAGAUGACAGAGGAAAACAUUGAGGUGGGAAUCUGUAAUGAGGCCGGCUUCAAGAGACUCACCCCAGCGGAGGUGAAAGACUACCUGGCAGCCAUCGCGUGAACACACCCUUCCUAAUGACGGGGCUUUCAGGCCACAUUUCAAAACAAAAGGCAUCACGGCACAGUAGCCAACUGUCUCAUGGCACAUUGUUGUAGACCACAGUUAUUCAGAGUUUGGCCUCAUUGUGUUGCCAAACUGUUUUUGCCCUGAGAACAUGAAAAUAUGCCCGCUAUAACUUCAUUACAUUCAAGAUUAUUAACAUGAGCUCGCAGAAUCAGACUGUUGGGGAUUAUGCCCAGAUCUAUUUACUUAAAGUGACAGCCACUCACAAACUAAUCUCUAAUUUUAGUGGCUGUGAGGUGACAAGCUUAUGCUAUCACAUAGCUAAUUGGCUUUGUUGUCAAGCAACUAGUUUUGUAGUGUGACAUGUGACAGAUGCCUACUGUGCAUAUGAAAAGGAAUGUGUGCUCUGAUGAGUAAAAUCUCCAAUCUUCCAUUGAAUCCUUCGGUAUUUCCUUUUUUGUUAUUUGUCAUUACUGUUGCAAAGCCAGUGCUUUGGUUCACAGAUGAAGCACUGUUGUUUAUAUGCAUUUAUUCAAAAGUUGAUUGCAUGUCAGACAAAUCAAGAAAAUGUUAACAAGGUUAUUAGAGACCAGAAAGAGCUUUGGUGCAACUUGGUGGAUGAUUUAUUCACCCCCAGAGACCAAGCUCCUGACUGCACUUCAUUAAUAUCCCUCAGACAUACUGGGAAGGGGGAUCAGCAAAAAGGAGCACGUAGGGAGGAUGCAAUGGAAAGUUCAGAGGUUUUACAGUCAGGAUUUUGUUGCCUGUACAGCAGUUUUACACAGUGUACUCUUUGUUUUUUCAGGCUAGAAACACUUCUAGAAUUUGUAUUUUCUCCUCUGGUAUCUGUCACUUAAAUAAAAGAUGACGAGUUGA